CAAGAGCUUUGCGACUGCUCUCAGCCUUCUCCUCCAACACUCAAAGCUCUUCUUUUCUCUUGGGGUUUGCUUUUUCAGAGUGUUCCCGAAAUGCCUACGAGGGCCGUAACUCUUUUUCGGCAGAAGCAAAGGAAACAGCAAAGCUCAAAACAUGUUGUUGAGCACUCAUACAGGUGUUCCAGCUGUCAAUCAGUGAUAAAGGAACAGGUCCAGGCCACUGAGGCUAUGGAAGAACAAGCCUACACGGUGCCAACCUUUAGGGAGAGGGCUCCUGAGGGCAUGGAGGAGUAUCAGAGAGUGGCGACUCAUUUUGAAAGAAACCUGGUUCAAAUCCAGCAAGAGCUGCACAGAAUGAAAGUGGAAACACAUGAGCAAGUGGAAAACAUUGAGAUUACUAAAGAGGUUAGGGCAAUGAUGCCAAUCUGGAAAGAGGUUCUUCCUGAGGUUCCCAGAGCACCAGACUUUUUGGUCAGUCUGAGAGCUCACACUGUAUGGGAGAAGACCCCGGUCAAGUUGUUCUGCACUGUGUCUGGCAAACCGGUCCCUAUUGUCAAAUGGUAUAGGAAUGAUGUUGCCGUUGAUCCUCUGAGUGUCCCUGGAAAAUACAAGAUUGAGAACAAAUAUGGGGUUCAUAGUUUGAUUAUUAGCAGGUGUACAGUGAAUGAUUCUGGAGUGUACAGUGCUGUGGCUACCAAUCCCUAUGGAAAAGCCAUCUCAAAGGCCGCUGUCUGUAUCAGGAGAGCACACGGGGGAGGAGAGCUCGCCUAUCUGCCUGGACUAGUUCCUCUGCUCAGCGGCCUUCAUCCCAGUAAACUUGACGUGACUCUGGUGAACAAGUUUGGAGUGACGUUCGGUAGAGAGGGAGAGUCUCUCAGUCUGAUGUGCACCAUGGUGGUGGUGCCUGACCUGCCAAACCUCCCACCAGAGGUCAUGUGGUACAGAGAUGAUACCUUGCUCACACCAUCCAGGUGGUUUGAGAUGUCUAUUGGUGGAGGGAUUGCCAAGCUCACAUUUUCCCAUCUGAACAAGGAUGAUGAGGGUCUGUAUACCAUUCGCAUUUGGACCAAGGAUGGAACCACUGAACAUAGCGCUUACCUAUUUGUUAAAGAUGCCCCUCCCGCAGUGACCGGGGCCCCUGGAGCUCCCAUGGAUGUCAUUGUCACUGAUGUCAAUGCUGACUAUGCCCUGGUCUCCUGGAAACCUCCAAACACCACCCAUGAGGCUGCUAUCACUGGAUACUUUGUGGACAGACGUAAGUCUGGAACUAAAGACUGGGUGCAGUGCAAUAACUCUCCCGUGAAUGUGUGUAAGCUCCCCGUCCAUGGCCUGAUCGAAGGUGAAUCCUAUCACUUCAGGGUGAGAGCUGUGAACAAAGCCGGCAUCAGUCUGGCCUCCAGGAUGUCCACUGGUGUGACCACUGGAGAAGUGGAGAGCGAUGUGCAAGUGGUUAAUAUCGAAGGGAAAUAUGACAUUGCGAUUCGACAGGAUGAACAACAAGGAGUGUAUGUUACAAUACCAAAUCCACCCAUCAAUGUGCAUGCUUCAGAAAUAAACAAAACAUACAUUGUUUUGAGCUGGACACCACCGAGCCCUCGUGGACGGGCACCAGUGUGGUACCUCGUUGAGAAGUGUGUAGGUGACAGUCACCUCUGGCAGACAGUCAACACUGCGGUCCAGCUACGCUCUCCCCGUUACCCUGUUUAUGAAAUGGAGGACGGGACAUUUUACCAUUUCCGUGUAAUCACUGUCAACAAGUAUGGCUCAAGUGAGCCGUCAGAGCCUACAGCUCCCAUCCAAAAAGUGGAUCCUGAUGGCAUUGUGCAGAACAUUGGUGUCCCUUCUGCCCCGGGACGGGUGAUCGCUUCCAGAAACACCAAAACUUCUGCUUUCGUGCAGUGGGAGCCCCCAAAACACCUCAACAACCUUGUGGGUUACUAUGUGGAUGCCUCUGUGGUCGGAUCCAAGGUCUGGUUCCCUUGUAACCACAGGCCAUACAAACACACAAGGUUUGUGGUCCAUGGUUUGGUCCCAGGUGAUACCUAUGUGUUCCGUGUUCAAGCCGUGAAUGCUUAUGGAUUGAGCGAGGAGUCGCAGGAAUCUGAUUCACUCUUCAUCGAUGCUGCACUUACUACUCCCUCUGCCCCAUACGGCAUUUGUCUGGUGAACUGUGAUGGAUCUUCCAUGACUCUGGCCUGGAAACGUCCCAAACACACAGGAGGAUCCAGGAUCACAUCUUAUUACCUGGACAAGCGUGAAGCAGGAUCAGUCCUCUGGAAUGAGGUCAGCUCCAGCCCAGCCACCCAAAGGAUCUACAAGGUGGAGAAUCUGACUAGUGGACUUUUCUAUGAGUUUAAAGUUCAGGCUGCUAAUUUGGCUGGAGUUGGAAUGCCAUCUGAUCCCAGCAAGCAUUUUGCCUGCGAGGCCUGGACAAUGCCUGAACCUGGUCCAGCAUAUGACCUCAGUUUUUGGGAGGUGCGUGAUACCUCUCUCCUGAUACAAUGGAAGGCUCCCGUGUACUCCGGUGAGAGUCACGUCACUGGAUACUAUGUGGACAUGGCAAAGAAGGGAUCAGCAGAUUUUGUCACAGUGAAUGCUGAGCCAGUUGGACACUGUUACCUGAGGGUUACUGGACUAGAGACUGGAGAAACCUAUGUGUUUAAAGUGCGGGCUAUAAAUGCUAAAGGUGUUGGAAAAGCUUCAGAAUUGUCAGAUCCUAUAUGUGCAAAAGCAUUGCCAGGUACAAAGGAAAUCGUAUGUGGUGUAGAUGAAGAGACCGGAGACAUUUUCUUGAAUUUUGAAGCUUGUGAGGCUUCUGAGAACUCCAAGUUCACCUGGUCAAAGUCCUACAAAGAAAUCGCUGAAUCAACCAGAGUCUCUAUCACAUCUUCUGGAAGACACUCAAAGCUUACAUUUAUAAACGCUGAGAAAGAAGAUCUGGGCACCUACUCUGUGGCGGUGUCUGAUACUGAUGGAGUUUCAUCCAGUUACACACUCAAUGAAGAUGAACUCAAUAAAAUGCGCGAGUUGAGCUACAACAUCAGACACCCCAUUGUUCCACUGAAGACGGAGCUGAACUAUGAGAUUUUGGAGAAGGGUGUUGUGCGUUUUUGGGUGCAGGCCAAGAAGUUGUCUUCUGCUGCAAGCUACAGGUUCAUCUUCAAUGAUAAGGCCAUCUCGAGCGCUGAGGGUUAUAAAACCAGCCAUGAUGUCUCUACUGGAAUCAUCCAGAUGACCAUUGAGCACUUCACCAGGGCCAAUGAAGGCACUUACACCGUUCAGAUCCAUGAUGGCAAGGCCAAGAGUCAGAGCUCACUGGUUCUUGUAGGAGAUGCAUUCAAAGUUGCUUUGAAGGAAGCUGAGUUCCAGAGAAGAGAGCACAUCCGAAAACAAGGUCCUCACUUCUCAGAGUACCUGACUUUCCAUGUGACGGAUGACUGCACAGUUAUGCUUGUUAGCAAGGUGGCCAAUGUGAAGAAAGAGACAACAUUUGCCUGGUUUAAAGAAGAGGAAGAAAUUACUCUUGAUGUUAAACCCAACCCUAUGUCUGGAUCUUGUGCCCUUCCUAUCCCUAUGUUCUCAAGGAAAGACCAGGGAACUUACAAAGCUGUGCUGGCUGAUAAUCGUGGAAAAGAUACUUCUGUCUAUGAAAUUUCUGGCAAAGUGUUUGAAGACAUCAUCAAUGCCAUUGCCAGUGUUGCUGGUUCCUCUGCAUCUGAUCUGGUUCUGCAGUGCACACCAGAGGGUAUCAGACUGCAAUGUUACAUGAAGUACUACACCGAAGAGAUGAAAACCAGCUGGUAUCAUAGAGGAAGUAAGAUCUCUUCCUCGGAGAAGAUGAGAAUUGGAGGAACGUCUGAAAUGGCGUGGAUGCAGAUCUGUGAUCCCUCAGAUAAGGAAAAGGGUCAAUACAGCAUUGAGAUCCAUGAUGGGAAAACAUCACACUCUCGUACAUUUGACCUUUCUGGACAAGCAUACACUGAGGCCUAUGCAGAGUUCCAAAGACUUAAGGCUGCUGCCUUUGCCGAGAAGAAUCGUGGCAGAGUGGUAGGUGGCCUGCCAGAUGUUGCCACUAUUAUGGAGAAGAAGAGCCUCAGUCUAACCUGUACAGUAUGGGGUGAUCCCAAUCCAGAGGUCACCUGGUUUAAGAACGAGCAGGAAGUUGUGUCCGACGACCGCUACAAGGUCAACUUUGAGGGCGGCAGAUUCGCCAGCCUCACCAUCAACUCCGUGACCAUGGAAGAUUCUGGAAAAUACAGCAUCAACGUACGGAACAAGUACGGAGGUGAAUUCGUGGAGAUCACGGUCAGCGUCUACAGACAAGGUGAUGAACCUCCUGAGCCUAAACUCGGACAGAUGUCCAAGCCCGCUGCUACCCCCAAGCCGGCUACGCCCGUUCCACAGCCCCCUAAGACCCCGACUCCUCAAACUAAAUCCCCAACUCCAGCUCCAGCUUCCAAAUCUCCCACCCCACCAAGAUCCAUGAGAUCCCCCACCCCACCGAGAUCCUUGAGAUCUCCCACCCCUACUAAGAAAUAAACUAUAGCUUAUAGCACCUGGAGAUAUGUGAGGCAUUGAUAGAGUUGAUGUAUUGUGUAACUUUAAGUUUGCUGUAGUGCAUUUUAAGUCAGUAUGGGUCAUCGGUACAAUUUAAAGAUUAUAGGUACUUGUAAUAAGUAGUUGGGCGACAAGUUAUUUAAGUGAAGAUCAAUUUUACUGUACACUCAAGACUUUGCCUCCAAUGUACCAGUUCAUCUCUGAAAAGGAGAAAAUAAAUUGGAAGUUUGUGUUUCAUGUGCUUUCUCAGCAAAAAGAAGUUGAAAAUUGUGGUUUGGCCAGUCAAGAUGGUCACAAACGCCACCACUAUCUAACAUGUUUUUGUUCUGUACUAAAUGCUGUCACUAAUAAAAAUCAGCAGUCUCCUAUCUGGAGUGAAUCUUGA
This is a messenger RNA of Misgurnus anguillicaudatus (oriental weatherfish), 4939 nucleotides long. The record is from RefSeq and is a predicted model, not a curated record. Lineage: Eukaryota; Metazoa; Chordata; Actinopteri; Cypriniformes; Cobitidae.